Messenger RNA from Toxorhynchites rutilus septentrionalis, 723 nucleotides. It is a transcript of the gene RpL18, whose product is annotated as 60S ribosomal protein L18. The transcript is spliced from 3 exons. Gene Ontology annotation, molecular function: structural constituent of ribosome; RNA binding. Gene Ontology annotation, biological process: translation. Gene Ontology annotation, cellular component: ribosome; cytosolic large ribosomal subunit. NCBI's taxonomy places the organism in Eukaryota, Metazoa, Arthropoda, Insecta, Diptera, Culicidae. The record is from RefSeq and is a predicted model, not a curated record. Bases 51 to 620 code for a protein of 189 amino acids.
AAGAGUUGUCUGAUUCGGUCUCGCAGUAGCUGUAAAUUUUUGUUCAAAAUAUGGGUAUUGAUAUCAAUCACAAGUGGGACCGUAAGGUUCGUCGCACCAAGCCAAAAUCGCUUGAUGUUUAUUUGCGGCUGCUGGUGAAGCUUUACCGCUUCCUGUACCGCAGAACCCACAAAAAGUUCAACAAGAUCAUCCUUCGCCGUCUGUUCAUGAGCCGAACGAAUCAGCCUCCGAUCUCGCUGUCUCGGGUGGCCAAGCUGCUGAAGCUCCGCGGCAAGGAUGAGAACACCAUUGCCGUGGUCGUGGGAACCGUAACCAACGAUGACCGCAGCUUGUAUGUGCCCAAGAUGAGCGUGUGUGCGCUGCGAAUCACGGAAAAGGCUCGCGAACGUAUUCUGAAGUGGGGCGGAAAGAUUUACACCUUCGACAAGCUGGCUCUGAUCGCACCUACCGGAAAGAACACCGUCCUGAUGCAGGGUGCUCGUAAUGCCCGCGAGGCCUGCACUCACUUUGGUCGUGCUCCUGGUGUGCCGCACUCCAACACCCGGCCGUAUGUGCUUUCGAAGGGACGCAAAUUCGAGAAGGCUCGUGGUCGCCGCAGCAGCUGUGGUUUCAAGAACUAAGAAUAAAACGCUUACAUUGGUUCGAAGGAAAAACACAAUAUUCCUUUUAUUAUUUGUGUAAUUAAGUGAAAUACAUGGAGGACACGGUUCCACGUGAAAUGCA